UAUGAUCAUGGAUCACUUUUCUGUACACCUACUUUUUCUUAUUGAGGUGAUAGACGUAACAAUUGAUUUGUUAUUCCAUGUAAAAGUAGAUAAUAUGUUUUGCUCGUGUUUCAGGUCACGUUUCAGUUUUAUUUCAAAAUAACUGUUUUUAUUUACAGAUGGCUGACAGCUACAAAAUAGGAAAUGGUUUUCUGUUUAUGAUCGCACUGUGUAUGUUUCUGCUGACCACAGGAAGUCCAGUCCAAAAUCAAUAUCUAUUGAUUUCCGAGGGGAAACAGUUCAAUCCGGAAUUCGAUCAAGAAGAUAGUGCCGACAAUGCACGGAAUGUCGCAAAAAGAUUUGCUCUCCGCGAUACCAACGGAUUAUUUUUAAAUCAUUUUCCGGUGACAAACUCACUUUCAACACCGGUUGUUUCGCAACAUGGAAAUCAUCAACACCACAAUUCCAUUUUGAACAAAUCUCCUUCCACAUCCUCAGCCUUUCGUCAGACACAGAGAGUUAUCGAAUCAAGCCCACCUCAUACCGAAUGGACGGAUGAACAUUAUCAACCGCCGCGACGAAGGAAGGAUGACAACAUGUCCAACGGUCUUCAUGACACAAUCAUUCCCAAGAUAAGUGAAUACAACGAUACCAAGGUAGAUUACGACAGAAAUACUAAAAUUCAAGAAUGGAAGAAUUCGUCAGAUAAGCUAAUGGAUUCCUGGAGUUAUGUGGGUAUUGGUACUACGUCUCCGGCGAAUGUUGCAUAUGUGUCGAGGUCACCAGAUUGGAGUUCCCAGACAACUCCUGUCUUACGGGAGAGUAUGCAGCAUGGGCCGUCCAUAGUGAAAACACGGGUACCGGCCAAAAAACGGACAAUGAUCGGCUACGAUGAGUCAACAAUGUCUCAAAAACACUUCGUUCAGUUAACUGGAGGACAUGUCACAGAAUCCAGUGUAUUUGACACCAGUAAGCAGCCUAAAACUUCCACUUAUCCUACUGAACAUUCAGAAAUUAAAACAGAACCUAUUGUACCUGUGGUGACACCGGUCACAAUGAGACAUGCUGAUGGAGGCUAUGUUAUUGCGCCACACAUGUUUGAGGAAAGUGUGUAUCACAAACCGUCACAGCUCCAUACCCGCACAUUGAUACCGGACAGCUGGAAAACAAUAGAUCAUGGACGAAGGAAUGCUUCAAUAACGGUUUCUGACAGGGGUCAUCCGGAUUACUUGUUACUUAGUAAAAUAACCGAGCCUAGAGGUUAUAUUACAGAGACAUCUCGUUCGGCUGACAGUUAUAUCACACCUGAGUCUGACAGUUAUAUCACACCUGAGUCUGACAGUUAUAUCACACCUGAGUCAGAUCGCCAGAUACCAACAACUGAUACUCCAACAAGUACACGUCCAGAAUACAUGACUUCGCAAGUUGACCAAGUUAACCCUGUUUCCAUUGGUGUUAAGUAUGACACUUCGACUGUAACAAAUUCUUUUAUAGACACAACCUCAAAACAGGAAGUCAUGACAAGCUUGAUGACAGACCUUCCUGAACAAUCUGUUAGUGGUGCCAGUUCUCUUUCAACAACAAGUGUAUACCCGUUUGUUAAAAAUACCACCAGCCAUACACGUGUGAUAAAUUCAGUAAGUAGUUCGAGUGAAUCUCCUGGUAAAUCUCCCGGUAAAUCUCCUGGUAGUAGCAUAAUACAACCAACUUCAACUGCUGAAUAUCGCUUUGACAACAAUACACUAAACCGGGCGAUGUCCACAAGAUUAGAAGACGGAAUUCUUGAACAAACUGAACAUUAUAAUAACUCAACAGACACAACAGGACAAGAUGAAAUUUCUCAGACAACACCGGUUUAUAUUGUGUUGAACACUGAUGCUUUGAUAAGUACUAUCACUCCAGCUUCUAAUCAAACUCAUCAACCAAUCGAAAACGGCUCCAACAUAGUUUUAGGGACUACAAAGGCAAAGAUACAGGUUAGAAAAUAUAUAGCCCCUAAAAGACUGCCUGCCAAAAUGAAAGUAUAUGACAUCAAAGAAAUUCUAGAGGGAAAAACUGAAAAUAAUGUUACGAAUGAAAAAGAAAGAUCACGGAAAUUUAGGAAAAAGAUUCCGAUGAAAGUGUAUGAUAUAACCGACCCAAUUACGAAUAAUGCUGAUAGGACAGCUCCACUCCCUAAGCUGGGUUCUAUAAAUAGCGACACGAGCCAAGGUAGUCUAUCAAGGAAACAUUCGGAAAUUAAAACGAUGAUUUCAAAAUUAAAUGAUAAAAAAGGAUAUUUGAAAGAAAUGUUGACAAAAGACGAUAUCAAACUAAGAAGAGUUGACAAUGCCAAAACUCUCAAUAUUAAUAUCAAAACAGCACUAUCCACUAGACCAGAAAAUACAAAUGACAAAAGUCCAGUUGACUUGCUUACAGCUAAAGGACGUCCAUUAUUAACAAUUUUGAAAAAUCAAGCGAGACCUUUAAAAACAUCUACAAAUCCUGAUAAACUUCUAACUUCUAAACAAAAAGGACGGGGAAGGAAUUCAUUUGGAGAAAGAUUGAGCUCGAUUGAACAACGUGCGAAAACAGACAAAGGUGGCGUGUACAAAACCGAUAUGAAUAACGUCCGAUGGCUUCCGAAACAACAACGCCGCAAAAAAGGCAAGAAAUACCGACAUGAUACCUUGGGAACCACUGAAAAGUCUAGUAAAACCCAAAAACUUACCAGUGAAGGAUCAUACCACGAUCAUAACGUUACAAUACAUACCGGUAAUGACACGUUUUAUAUUACACGUGCGAUAGAGGUCAUCAAAGGACUCAUAGACAAAAUACAGGCUAAACCGAUCGUAAAGGCGAUACCCCGACCGCGGAGACAAAAGUAUUUACUUAUACCUCUCGGCAAUCUGACAUUCACAGAAAUCAAAAAGAAACUACUGGAUUACCAGAUAUACAUGAAAGAAUUUCAAAAUGACCGGUGGUCUGACAAUUCAUUGGCCAGUGAGGUGAAUACAGAAACUUGGAGGCCUAGGAUUCUAGACAGCAGACCAAAACAAUGAUGGACGUAACCUACAAGGGACCUGUUGAUAUUAUCACUAAUGGACGUAUUGAAGCUUGUGUGUAUAUUUAUGUUAUAACACCUAAUCGAAGAUAUCCCCGUACAAAAGAUGUAUGUUACUAAUAUCUCCAUAGAAAACGAAUCGAAUUACAUGCAUUGUUAUGUAUACCAACCAACCCACUGGUCAUAUGAAUACUACGGUAUCAUUUCGCAAAGUAACCAAGCAAAGGCAAAUAUUGGAGUAUCGAUUUGAUUAAAUGGCAUUAAUUAAUAUGUGCCAUAUCAUUACAGAUAUAACCAUUGCAUUGAAGUUUUAAAAUGUACCAAGGCAAAAUAAGAUGGGGAUCUAAAAUAUUAUAAACGUUUAGUUAUUGAAUGAUUAUUCAUUAAUCCUAAGGUUUAAUUUAAAUAGUGACACGGUUCAGAUAUACACACACUGAACGUUUUUUUGAAAUCCAAUUUUGAAAAAAAUUAAAUUCAUUGAAUUUGUUAAGGACAAACAGCUGUAUGGCGCAGUUUGAUACCCAUCUUGGGUAUCUAACAGUAUUUAACUCACAAUUUGUUUUUGAAAGUGCUAAUAUCCCGUGUUUCUUGUACAAAUGCUUGAGAUAUGAGAUAAAGAAAUUGAAGGUUUUUAGAUAUACAUUGUAUAUGCUGUUUUAUCCUGUCAUGAAUGUAAUGUCUUUUAAUAAGAUCGAUGUUUUAUAUACAGUAAUAUCUCAAAAAAGUCUUUAAUGAUUUGUUUUUAUUUUACUGCAAUAUACUGUAAAGUAAAGAAAUCAUCAGUUUACUUUCCACAAAUUUAUUUUAUAUUGUUCCUGGUAUCGUGGUGACAUUUGAUUGGAUAUCGAAUUUACAAACGUGUAACUUUAUAAUGGUAACAUAAUUGAAUUUGCAUAAUUUUGAAAUAUAUAUACAUCACCGCAAAUCGAUCAGUGUAUUAAAGUAUGUAUACCUUACAUUGUUGGUAUCGUUUAUUAUGCCCCGGACCAUAUAUCGAAAUUCUCAUAACACUACAAACGGAAACCAGUUUGUUGUUAUCUAUUUAUUUCACAGAAAAAAAGCAUGGUGGCUGAUUAGUGCGGUUUUUAUUUUUUCGGGGCAGAAAAAGCAAAAUUAAACUAUGUCGCUUUUGCUGUUUCUCGUCUGCACUUUUCGAUUUUUGUGUUUUUAUUAUCGCAGAAAAGCAAAAAUUUGAUAUUAUAAUUUAGUUUCUCGCCUUUUCGCGGUAGAAAAAUGGCACAAAUCACCCACCAUGCAAAAAGCAGUACAAACGAUUACUUGCUCAAAGGGCAAACGAUAAAUAAAACCUUUCAAGUUGUCCGGCCGUUAAAUAGAAUGUGAUGACUCUGGUCGAGUGAUAUGGAGAUGUUAUGAUGUGUUUUGAACUUAGAGUACUCCAUACUGAGAUAUCUGUGAUUCACCCCAGAGUCACGUGAUAUGUCUAAAUGAUGGUAGACAAUGUAACUACAUACUGACCUAUGAUACUAAACCUAUAUAUAGCAUGUUUAAAAUCGUAUGGCAAUUAUUUAUGUCAGUUUGACCUCCCGAGCGGACACCGCUACAAAGGUAUAAACACACUGAUACGGACAUAAGUGGUGUUUUCAUGGCAAGUGUAAAAAUAAACAAAUGUAAAUAAACAGACAAAUUACAAACAAAUAUCAAUAAACAGACAAAUAUAUAAACAAAUGUCCAUAAACAGACAAAUUACAAACAAAUGUCCAUAGACAGACAAAUAUAUAAACAAAUGUCCAUAAACAGUUUGAUGGUGUUUGGUUAUUCAUGCUCCCAAUUUGCUUCCUUGGUUUUACGUUCGAUAUUUUGUCGAUUAUAAACGGUCACCUUUAAUACAAACUCUAUAAUGUAAAUUUCGUCUACUACCUCUAUGAAUCGUAUUGAGAGUGGUUUUAGUCCAUAUAUAGUGUCUCACAGGGACCUGACACGAAUUCCCAGCCAACGGUCCUUAUCACAUGUAAAAUAGUAUCUAGUCAUGGCAUAUAAUACGGACCGUGGGUUUGAAAUUCGUGCCACGUCCAUGUGCAUUGCAUUUAUACUUGACAACCAGCAUGAUAAUGCGAUGAUUGUGAUAGCUGUAUAAAGGGGCGCAACUCUAACAAUGUAAGCUCCGAGGAAGCUGCACGAUGUGUUUUAAAUAUUAUAUUAGUAUACAACAUUAACAAGCUAAAGCUGUAGAUUUUGUCUUUGAUAUGGGGAUAAUUGUAGUGAUUUAAAUGUCAUAUUUGUUUCAUUACACAGUUAACUGUUAAAUACAGGAUUUAUAUUAUUGAAAAGAGAGCGCAAUCCACUUUAAAGGAAAGAAUAUAUUAUUACAAAUCAAAGUAUUUUUAGUUUGAUUAAUAAAAAAGACAUAGAUUUGUUGACUGUAUUUAGAUAAAAUUUAAACGUUAUGUUGAGUGAUUUUAUUGGUUUGUUU
Molecule: messenger RNA, 5453 nt
Organism: Pecten maximus
Lineage: Eukaryota; Metazoa; Mollusca; Bivalvia; Pectinida; Pectinidae
Exons: 1
Coding region: 159-3020 (953 amino acids)
Source: RefSeq, a predicted model, not a curated record